Anguilla rostrata (American eel) is the source of this 2788-nucleotide messenger RNA. RefSeq names its product probable transmembrane reductase CYB561D1. The record is from RefSeq and is a predicted model, not a curated record. NCBI's taxonomy places the organism in Eukaryota, Metazoa, Chordata, Actinopteri, Anguilliformes, Anguillidae. Gene Ontology annotation, molecular function: heme binding; transmembrane monodehydroascorbate reductase activity. The transcript is spliced from 3 exons. Bases 1767 to 2471 code for a protein of 234 amino acids.
ACCAAUCAUAGUUCCCCCCCCCCCCAGAAUCUCAAUUAUGUCAACGAUUUUGCCUUUCAGAAAUAUAUUGUUAUGAAUAAACAUAAACCUGAAAACAAAUUAACAUGGUCAAUAAUAUACCAUUUAAGACUAUUUUUACGUCUCUAGAGGAUUUAAAAAGGUAAUAUACAGUUAACCGCCAAUUUAGUAGUUCUUGGCUUUCGAAGUGAUCUCGUACAUUUCCCUGCCCUUCUUAUUUUGCGAUGCGUAAUGUAAUGUGCGUCAGCAGCAUGCCCGGGGCCGGUAUCACUGCACUGAGUAAAACCUGAUCCCUCCCAACGUACAGCAAAUUCAUUUGUUUAGAGUGGGUUAUUUCCACAUUUUCAUUCGUCGUUGGAGUUCCCUUUAAACACGUUUUUCAGAUGCAUUUUCAUGUAAUUUAUUCCGCAACGAUAAAACAAUUUGAAUGCUACCUGAAAAUAAAUUUUGUAUAUCAAACCGUAUAGGUCAGAGGAAAAGAAACACGUAAUCAUCUUCCCAUCUUGGGUCAUUUAUAGUAAACCGAAUCAGAGGCAUUUGGCAAGCAUCUUUUUAAAAAUUUGGUCAUUUUGGGAUUCUGAGUGAAAUGAACUAUAAUUCAGUGAUAUGACAUACUUUAUCAAUAGCCUAAUGGUAGUGCAUCUAUGCCUAUUAAGAUUUUCUUUUUGCACUUCGUGGUACAUAUUUUGUCUUUAAAUCGUUAAUUGUCAUAUUUGUUUAUUUUGAGGGGAAAUCGAUUUCUGAAAGCACUUCUGUCUUUAAAAUUGCGUUAAUUUAUCAGCGUAGGGUACAGCCAGCGGAAGUGUUGUAUGAGCACUUGUUUCAGAUUUAACGUUUCUGUUUCGUUGGGUGUGAAAACAUUUAAGUGGACGAGCAUGGUGGUUUUAGUUUGUAAAGUAUUUAGGACCUGAUUAUACAACGCGAAACCGCAUUCGAGCGUAGCAAUGUCGGCGAUAGGGAAGAGUCCGGAGGGUGACGUCAGUCCUUCCCCGCGCCACUCACAAUCUUUCUGUCAUUUCCAGGAAGUAGGCUAGCCUACAUUCAAAAGCCACCUGAUGGUCAGGUAGGUUUUGGUGAAGGAAGAGAAAAGUUCUCCGCUGAAGGACUCCAGCACAGCCAGUAGCCUAAUUUAUGCCUCCGGAGUGCUUUAUAACCUCACGUAUUCAAAAUAGACAAGGAAAACCUGGAUCUUAAGCUAUUUAGCCGAUUACUGCUACAUUUAAUUAACACAAUUAAGAGUCCAAAGUGUAGAGGGUUAUGGAAACUUGCAGUUUCAUACUUGGCGGUGUGAAUCAUGUGACGUGUUGGUCUAAGGAAAUUUAGGGAAAUGAUCCCCAAGGCCAUCAGAGGCAGUUUUUAUAAAUAACAUCAGCUCGUGAAUUAUCGGCGAGUGCUCGUGAAGAACACACGAAGCCGUUUAGGUAUGGCUGGUUGUGCUAAAUAAAUCGUAUUCGUGCUACCUACCAAGCUGGUUUGGUCAGGUACGGUAACUAGCUCGCUACUGCUACUUUAUUACGUAGACUGCUGCUAUAGCCAGCACAGCUGUAGCUAUUGGUAAUAUGCAGUUCAGCAGCAAAUUUGAAAACUUUGUAAACCCGUACAUUUACUUCAGACAGCUACGUCAACUGGAUAAGAGUUGACAUUUAUUUUUUUAAAUGAGAUAUGAUAAAGACGCUUUUGCUGUACGCUUAUAUUGACGAUUUCAUAGAAGCGCGAGUUAAUAGACGCAGUAUCGCAGCACUGAAGCAAUGAAAAUAGAUAUACCGUACAGCCCGGUGGGCGAGGGCCAGAGCAGUAGUAAUGAAUUCUGGAUGUAUGUGUGGACGCGGAGGCUCGCAACGAUCACUGCUCACGUCGUCGCCUUGGGGUUUACCAUUUUAAUAUCGCUGCUGUCACGACCUGGAACAAGUUUCUUCUCCUGGCACCCCGUGUGUAUGUCCAUUUCUUUCUGCCUGUGUAUGACAGAGGGGAUUCUGCUAUUUUCAGCGGAGAGUUCCCCAUUUUGUUUCAAGUCUCGGAAGGGGAGGGUGCGGCUGCACUGGUUCCUGCAGGCCCUGGUGGUUGUGGGCGGGGCCACUGGCGUGGGUUUCAUGGUGGCCAGUAAGAGGGUGUCGGAGCGCCCCCACCUGGCCAGCUGGCACAGCGUCCUGGGGGUGGGCACGCUGGUCGUCACGGCGCUGCAGACCGCGUGCGGACUGCGCCUGCUCUUCCCCAACAUGCCGCUGCCCGCCCCCUCCCCAACCCGGCUCCGCCUCUACCACACCACCUGCGGCCUGGUGGCCUACCUGCUGGCCGUCGCCACAGUGAUGCUGGCCAUGUACACUGACUGGUUCCAGGCAACGGUGAGGGGCCUGCUCUGGUACCCCGUGUCCCUGCUUCCCCUCCUCCCGGCCCUGGUGGUGAUGAACCAGAUCAUCAGGGCCUACCUGCCAAAGAAGAAGAUUGCUAUCUGAAAGAACCAGACCACCAGGGUCUACCUGCCAAAGAAGAUGUCUAUCUGAAAGAACCAGACCACCAGGGCCUACCUACCCAAGAAGAAGAUGUUUAUCUGAAAGAACCAGACCACCAGGGUCUACCUGCCCAAGAAGAAGAUGGCUAUCUGAAAGAGCCAGACCACCAGGGUCUGCCUGCCCAAGAAGAUGAUGUCUAUCUGAAAGAACCAGACCACCAGGGUCUGCCUGCCCAAGAAGAAGAUGUCUAUCUGAAAGAACCAGACCACCAGGGUCUGCCUGCCCAAGAAGAUGUCUAUCUGAAAGAACCAGACCACCAG